Argentina anserina (silverweed cinquefoil) is the source of this 2931-nucleotide messenger RNA. RefSeq names its product U-box domain-containing protein 5. NCBI's taxonomy places the organism in Eukaryota, Viridiplantae, Streptophyta, Magnoliopsida, Rosales, Rosaceae. The transcript has 6 exons. The record is from RefSeq and is a predicted model, not a curated record. Gene Ontology annotation, biological process: protein ubiquitination. Bases 314 to 2596 code for a protein of 760 amino acids. Gene Ontology annotation, molecular function: protein binding; ubiquitin-protein transferase activity.
UGUUCUUUGGUUGGUUCUCUGUUGAAGUCUCUAUCUUUCUGUGAUAAUGGGUUUCUGGGCUCCAUCUCCAUCUAUCUGCAAAAAAGCUGAGUUCUGCUUGAAAUUGGAGAAUUUUGUUGUGCACUUUGUAGUUUCAUAGCUAGGCUGGGACUCUGCGGAUUUUAAGUUAGCAUAGGAACUUGGGACUUAGAGUUCUUGUUGAAGGUUGAUAAUUUGGAAGUAAUUUUCUGAGUGGUGUGUGAAGAAGGCUGAGGAGGAAGUUUAUGGUUAUAGUUCUGUUUUCUGCUACUUGAUAUGAGAUAAUUCCCACUGAAUGGGUACUGAUGCUGCUGAAGUAGUAGAGACAGUGAGAAAGCUGUACUCCUUUAAGAUUCACCGUACAAUGUGCAAUGAACUUUGGAACUUGGUGGAGAGAAUAUCAAAGAUAUUUCCUGACAUAGAAGCAGCAAGACCUCGUUGUUCAACAGGAAUACAGGCUCUAUGCAUGUUGAAUCGUGCAAUUGAGAAAACCAAGCAACUUGUACAGUGUUGCAGCGAGUCUAGCAAACUCUACCUGGCGUUUACAGGGGAUGUGAUAGUCUCAAGAUUUUAUAAAUCAAGGAACUUGUUGGAGCAAAGUUUGUGCCAGAUUCAGGGUUCGGUUCCAGUGAUUUUGGUGACAGAGAUCUCUAAAAUAGUUUAUGAUCUUAGGGCUGCAACAUUUAAACUGGAUCCAUCUGAACAAGAGGCUGGGGAGGUGGUCCGGCAAUUGCUCCAGCAAGAUGCUUCUGCAUCAAACUCGGUGGAAGAUUUUGAACUCAAGGCUUUUCAACUAGCAUCUCUGAGGCUCCAUAUUACCUCAUCAAAGGAAGUUUUAAUAGAGAGAAGAUCUCUUAAGAAGUUGCUACAAAAAGUUGGUGACAGUGACCCUAAAAAAAAGCAGAUCUUGACAUAUUUCUUGCAUCUAUUCAAGAAGUAUGGAAACUUAAUGUUGGAAAAGCAGACAGAGAGUGCCUCUUUUUGGCAACAAGGAUCACUUGCUGGUGAGGAUUCUGGCAAUGCCUCGGGAUAUAAUCAGUCUGCUGAAGGUAAUCUUCACACUGGUUGUGGGGAGUAUGAAAAGCAAAGUGACAUGUUGCUUAGAGCUGAACCUCCUAAGGAAUAUUUGUGUGGAAUAUCUUCCAGAUUGAUGUACGAUCCUGUUGUCAUUGCUUCUGGACAAACAUAUGAAAGGAUGUGGAUACAAAAGUGGUUUGAUGAGGGAAAUGAUACAUGCCCAAAAACUGAUACCAAACUUGCCCACCUUUCAUUAACUCCAAAUACUGCCAUGAAGGACUUAACAUCAAGGUGGUGUACCAAGUAUGGAGUCACCAUUCCCAACCCAAGUAUGCAACCAGAAGCACUUAGGUCAUGGGAAAUGUCUUCCACUUCCAUUGCUAGUUUAGGCAGUUCUAUGAAUGAUCUACAUCUGCCAAUGGAUCUCAGCACCAUGUCAUUUGGAUCCAUAGAUACUAGUUUCAAUUCUAAGACAGAUGAUAGCUCAAGUCUGGUGCAGAUUAAUGAUGAAUCUCUGAAAUUCCGGUAUGUUAAACAGUAUGAGACAGAUUUGGAAUUCCUAUCUACUAUUAGUGAGCUCAAAUGGGAUUCCCAAUGCAAGGCUGUUGAAGAUGUUAGAAACCUCUUGAAAUCCAAUCCUCAAGCUUCAUAUGCUAUGUCCUCAGAGAAUUUUGUCAAACCUCUCAUCAAGUUUUUAAGGGAUGCCUAUGAUCAGGAUGAUGUAGAGGCUCAGAGAAAUGGAUUUAGAUUAUUAUCUGCUUUUGUGAGCAAAAACAGAAAUGGAAUAUCUUAUUUUUGUGAAGACACAUAUAGUCUGUUAGUAUCUUCUCUUGAUUCAAAGGUAAAGGAAGAAGGUCUUGCCGUAAUGGAAAUUCUGUCUGUCCACGAGGAUUGUAGAGGUAACAUCUCAUCAUCUGGUGCACUCAAAUCCAUUCUGACCCUUCUCGACUCCCAGAUCAGUAGUAUACAAGGGAAAGCCCUUAAAAUUUUGUACAACUUGUCUCUCAGUAGAGAUGUUUGUUCGGAGAUGGUAUCCUUGGAGUGCAUCCCAAAUUUGGUUCCUCUCUUUCGAGACAGUGCUCUUAGUGGAAAUUGUGUCUCUGUAUUGAAAAAUCUGUGUGAUUCUGACCGGGCCAGGAUUUCUAUUGUUGAAACUGAUGGAUGCAUUGCUUCUGUUGUUGAAGUCCUAGAGUAUGGCAGUAAAGAGCAUCAAGAGCAUGCCGUUGAUAUCCUCCUUUCUUUAUGCUCUCAGCGCAUUGACUAUUGUCGUUUGGUCAUGGAAGAGGGUGUUAUUCCUGGUCUUGUCAAUUCAUCUACCAAUGGGACAGAGAGAGCAAGGAUAAACGCAAUGGAAGUUCUACGUCUUUUGAGAGAUAUUGACUAUGUCGCUGAGCAUGAAUCUGGUGAACCUGAGCCUGAGCCUGAGCCUGAGGCACCUCCAGAUGAGCUACCUAGAGACAUUGGAAAUCAUCCAAACGGGAAGAAAGCAUCCAAGGCAUCACUUUUUUUUGGAUCACUAUUCUCAAAACCAAGUUCUCUUUCACCGAAAAAGAAGAAAUGAAGCCUAUGCUUUCAGCUUGUCCUGCAAUGCAGAUCAACACAGAAGCUGCCUUGUAAAGAGUCACUGGUUCGAACUGAAGAAUGAUUAUCGUCAUUGACAUAGGUUAAGUAUAUAGGGUUGGGGAUUGAUGGGUUUUUGUGCUGAUACUGAUCAAACAUAGUUUAAGCCAUGAUUGUGAGCUUUUAGUCUUCAUUCAUAAAGGAAGAAGCUCCUUUUCCGAUAUAUACUCCUGAUCGAUCAAAAUGUAUAGUAUUAAGUAGGUUGAUAUGUAAUUGAAUGGUUUUAAAAGAUUUUUUAUGUACUGAAUAUCUUUGCAUCAGGUUUCCAGGACUCUU